GCACUCGCUAGAGUACUCGGAAACCUCGGGAAAAGCCGAUAGCUGGAGUCUUUGGCUUGGACCGGCUUCAUAGACGAGACGAUAAUUAACACGAGCUGCCCACUAGACCGUAUCGGACCCAUGAAUAUUUCUAAAAGCUUCUACUAAAGCUUCUCUAAGAAGAAGUGGCUUCUUUUGAAAUACGACACUUUUGAAAAUAUUAUAAUGGAUUCGACACAAUUUUAAAGGAUUAAAUAGUGAAUCACAAGGACGUGCAAUAACGAAGGGAUUCGCGGUAGCCUUCGAGGAAUGCGGUGCAUGAACAUGAUUGGCGCGAUUGGUGACACGUGACUAGUGUACAUGAGAGACUGUCGUUGGAAUUAACAAUCCAGAGAUUUGCAACUGCGUGACAACGGCGGAUUUGCGACGGAGCGAUCUAUUGACAGCAGUGGACAGUGAAAACGUGUUUCUUUGUCAAUAUAGUUUCAUUAUUAACUUUCCAUUUCAUUGUAUCGGACAAAGGUAUUUUGAUAUAUGAAGUAUUUUGAUAUUUAAAAUGAGCGUUGCACUUGCGGCUAGGGAUUCCACGUAUGCUCUGCAACUCGCCAGGCAGCAUCAUUAUCCUCAUCGCCACGUGUUGUCGCCGGUGAUGCCGCAUCAAGUGGUUCGUUCGCCGGAUCGCCAGCGAAACGUGUCACCGUUGCGCUUCAGCGUUGUUAACAUUCUCAAGCCAGAUUUCGGUAGCAAAGCCCUUCGCACGAAACAACCUGUAUCGUUACAUAGACCAUCGCUUUUGCUUCCGAGGGAUCUCAGCCUAUCGUCUAGCCGACUGUCACCGCAGUUGGUCCACAAAGAAAAGGACAAUUUCUCGUCUCACAAUGGACUCACGCCACCACCGUCUAAGCAGAACGGGCUAAGCAGAAGCGGCAGUCUCGAAAGUCUCGCGUCCAGCAGGAGCUCGGUCGCCAGUAAUACGGUCACCGGUCCAUCCUCCUUAUGCUCUACGUCAUCCAUUGUCGGCGAUUCUCUAAACGGCGACGCCACAUCCGGCGGCAGUUCCGGUAGCACGUCGACAAGUCAGCAAAAUGGCACUAAUGGCCAAAACCAGUUGUGGCCCGCGUGGGUCUACUGUACCAGAUACUCGGAUCGGCCGUCCUCUGGACCGCGCACGAGACGAGUCAAACGUUCGCAGAGCGGGAGCGUGAAGAACAGCACGCCGGAAGAGAAGAGGCCCAGAACGGCCUUCAGCGCCGACCAACUGGCCAGGCUGAAGCGGGAAUUCACAGAGAAUCGAUAUUUGACGGAGAGAAGGAGGCAGCAGCUCUCACGGGAGUUGAACCUGAAUGAGGCGCAGAUCAAGAUUUGGUUUCAGAACAAGCGGGCGAAAAUAAAGAAGGCGAGCGGACAGAAAAAUCCGUUGGCCCUACAGCUAAUGGCGCAAGGUCUUUAUAAUCAUUCCACCGUGCCGGUGGACGAGGACGGCGAAGAGAUCGUAACCGGAAGAAAUCAUUGAGACUCGCAUAAAUUCAAAUGGCAGCGACGAA
Molecule: messenger RNA, 1523 nt
Organism: Temnothorax curvispinosus
Lineage: Eukaryota; Metazoa; Arthropoda; Insecta; Hymenoptera; Formicidae
Product: homeobox protein engrailed-2-A
Exons: 2
Coding region: 536-1492 (318 amino acids)
Biological process (GO): multicellular organism development; regulation of transcription by RNA polymerase II; neuron differentiation
Cellular component (GO): nucleus
Molecular function (GO): DNA-binding transcription factor activity, RNA polymerase II-specific; RNA polymerase II cis-regulatory region sequence-specific DNA binding
Source: RefSeq, a predicted model, not a curated record